AUGCUCACAUGCAUCGACAAUUCCGGCGCCGCACUCGUCGAAUGCGCACAAGUACUGAAGCGGAAGAAGCCUGCUGGCAUUGGUGACAAGAUUGUCGUGGUUAUCCAGAAACAGCGGUCCCUCGGGCACGACUUGUCUGCAGCUGCACAGGCGGCUGUCAAGGUUAGGCGUGGAGAUGUGUGCCAUGCGGUUGUUGUGAGGACAAAGAAGAAGUACAGGAGACCGGACGGGAGCUACAUUCGAUUUGACGAUAAUGCGUGUGUGUUGGUCAACAAGAGCGGGGAUCCUUUGGGAACAAGGCUGAACAGUGUCGUUGGAGAGGAGCUUAGGCGUAAGAAGUGGUCAAAGAUCUUGUCUUUGGCUCCAAUGAACGUAUAG
Molecule: messenger RNA, 378 nt
Organism: Morchella sextelata
Lineage: Eukaryota; Fungi; Ascomycota; Pezizomycetes; Pezizales; Morchellaceae
Exons: 3
Coding region: 1-378 (125 amino acids)
Biological process (GO): translation
Cellular component (GO): ribosome; mitochondrial large ribosomal subunit
Molecular function (GO): structural constituent of ribosome; large ribosomal subunit rRNA binding
Source: RefSeq, a predicted model, not a curated record